Brassica oleracea var. oleracea is the source of this 1159-nucleotide messenger RNA. RefSeq lists its product as uncharacterized. Gene Ontology annotation, cellular component: chloroplast. Bases 82 to 1011 code for a protein of 309 amino acids. The transcript has 8 exons. The record is from RefSeq and is a predicted model, not a curated record. NCBI's taxonomy places the organism in Eukaryota, Viridiplantae, Streptophyta, Magnoliopsida, Brassicales, Brassicaceae.
CCAGAGGGUUACAUUGAAAACAGUUGAGGAGAUGACAGUAGUAACGUGAGGACGAAACCUCUUAUCUUUGCAACUACAGACAUGGCUGGUUCUUCUCUACCUUCAUCUCUCCUCACUCAAGGAGGACCUGCUUUACUAUUCUCUUCUUCGAAUCAAGUCUCAGAAGCUAAGUGUCAACUUGUGGUUACAUCUGGAAAACGCUCUCUUGUUCGUUGCUUGGCUAAGAAGAAAAUCAGUUUUGUGGAUCAAAUCCUCGAUUACAUCGAAGGCGGUCCUAAGCUUAGGAAAUGGUAUGGAGCGCCUGAGCUUUUGCCAAAGGACGGAUCAUCAAGUGAAGAAGACGAUGAAGCAGAGGAACAAGAAGAAGACGCUCUUGAUGGAGUCAAAGACACUGUUUUUGUAACGGACGGAGACAGUGACGUUGGUCAGAUGAUUAUACUGCAACUGAUUGUGAAAGGCACUCGUGUUAAAGCACUUGUCAAGGACAAGAGAAAGGCUAUGGAAGCUUUUGGAGCUUAUGUUGAGUUAACGUCUGGAGAUGCAAGUGACGAGCGUUUCUUAAGGAAGGUUUUUAGAGGCGUUGGUGCAAUCAUAUCCCCAACUGAGGGUUUCUUAUCAAAUGUCAAGAGCUUAAAAAGUGUGAAACAUGUAGUUCUCUUGUCUCAGUUGUCUGUUUAUGAAAGCAGCGGUGGAAUUGAAGCUAUGAUGAAUAGCAAAGCUAAAAAAUUAGCUGAGGGAGAUGAAAAAGCAGUUAUAUCUUCUAAUGUACCUUAUACAAUCAUAAGAACAGGCAAGCUGGAGAACAGUCCUGGUGGGAACCAAGGGUUCAACUUCAGCUCGGAUGCUGCAACCAAAGGAAGCUUAAGCAAGGAAGACGCUGCUCGUAUAUGUAUUGAAGCUCUAAGUGUGAUCCCACCAACAGGAUUGAUAUUUGAGGUUUCUAAUGGAGAAGAGGUUGUUUCUGACUGGGAAGGACAGUUGAUGAAACUGAUGCAGAGACAAAAGAAGUAAAAACUUUGAAGUUGAGAUGAACAGAACAGAGCAGAACACUAGAGAUCAUCAUUGUCUAUAUCUAAAAAACAUCAUUCUUCCUACAUAUUUGAUGUGUCUCAAUACACUUUUUUCUUCUUACCAGAGUAUGAGGACCCUACAGUUUACA